CCGCCCCUUCCCUCGGGCUCGCGCAUCUUGGUCCAGCUGGGCGCGGGCGCGGGCUGGUCUGGUCUGGGUCUAGGUGGCCGGAGUUGCCCGUGCUCAGCUCGCGGUCCGCCCGCCUUCCGCAGCCAUGGCGGACCCGGGCUCUGGGCAGCCUCACCUGCUGCUGCCGCCGGGGCUGCUGGAGCUGGGCGCGCUGCUGGGGGCCUCCCAGGAGAGCCUCCGCGACGUGGAGCAGAUUGCCCAAAAGAAGGGAAUAAAAAAACUUCUUCCUCUUGAGCCUGAGGUCCUCUCUAUUUUUGUGCCUCCGUUCAUUAGUAAAGAAGACAGUUCAACAGCUAGUGCCAAUUGUACUAAUCUGAAUAAAACAAGAAGACGAUCUUUCAGAAAAAAAAGAGACAAGCUCAGAAUUGAAAAUUGGAAAAGCCCCCAAGAAGUUCAGAAAGUACUUGAUGUAGAAGAUGUUAGCAUUCCAAAUGGUGUGGAUCUGAACGCUUUGCCACAGCUAUGCUUUCCAGGAGGACUCUGUGUAACUCCUGAACCGAAGGAAGACCGGGUACAUUUCCUGGUCCUUACUGAUAUAUGUGGGAACAGAACGUAUGGUGUGGUUGCACAAUAUUAUAAACCUGUACAAGAUGAACAUUGCUUCUACAAUGGCAAAACACACUGGGAAUUCUCUGGGCAGAUCAUGCAUGCUGUUAGCUACUUUGUGCCUUUUGCUAUUUGUCUUAUAUCUAGAUAUCCAUAUUAUAACGCCUUCAGAGAUUGUCUUUCCUGUUUAUUGGCACAGCUGAAGUUUUGUAAGGAUUUUGAUGUUGUUGAUGAGCGAAUAAAAGAUUUUGCUGCAAAAUUGUCUUUAAUCCCUAGUCCUCCACCUGGACCACUGCAUUUGGUAUUUAACAUGAAGCCACUACAGGUAGUGUUUCCUUCACGGGCAGAUCCUGAUAGCCCCAUUAUAGAUCUGGACCUUCACCUUCCCUUAUUAUGCUUCAAACCUGAGAAAGUACUACAGAUCAUAACCUGCAUUUUAACCGAACAACGGAUUGUCUUUUUCUCUUCGGACUGGGCUCUGCUCACUCUCAUUGCUGAGUGCUUUAUGCUGUAUCUUCACCCUAUUCAGUGGCAGCAUACUUUUGUACCCAUUCUUUCUGGUCAGAUGCUGGACUUUGUAAUGGCUCCUACAUCCUUCCUUAUGGGUUGUCAUCUUGAUCACUUUGAAGAAGUUAGCAAGGAAGCAGAUGGCUUAAUCUUAAUAAAUAUUGACAAUGGAAACAUUACCUAUUCCAAAUCCUUGGAUGAUGAUGAUGAUGAUGAUGAUAUUGAUAUUCCAGACAUCCCUUUGCAAGCUGCUCAGACAUUUAUUCAAAGGGUAGAAAGCCUUCAGUUGCACUAUGAUCUAGAACUCUCCCAUCUAAUGCCCAGUACAGAUUUAAGUGGGGUCCAAGCACGUAGAAGGGCAUGGCAACAAAAACAGAAUUCUGAAAUGCAGCAAAUUACUUUACAACUAAUUGUUAACAUCUUCAGAGAAGUAAAAAACCAUCUUAAUUAUGAACAUAGAGUGUUCAAUAGUGAAGAAUUCCUCAAAACAAGAGCACCACAGGAUCAACCAUUUUAUAAAAAGGUGUUAGAGACCUACAUAUUUCAUUCUUUUCUUAAAGCUCGUCUUAAUAGAAGAAUGGAUGCAUUUGCUCAAAUGGAACUUAGCACUGAGUCUGAAGAAGACAGAAUGAAUGUCAUGCUUAUAAGCCCAAGAAGACCAACAAUUGAGAAAAUAGCUUCUCGAAAAUUUUCCUCUCAGCACAUAGCUAACAGACGAAUGGUAAUGAGCAUGCCGAAUCUACAAGACAUAAAAAUACCUGAAUUACCCCCAAGGAAUUCAUCACUUCGGAAAUUAGAAACUGUGAAUAGUUACAAAGGCAGUAAUACAGUUCCAAAGCUGACCUCCAAAUCAGUGUACACAUUCAAGAUACCAGAAAUCCAUUUUCCGCUGGUGAGUCAGUGUGUUCAUUCCUAUUAUGAAGAUUUUAUCAACUUUCUGAGUAAGGAUAUCAAUUGCCCAACAUCUGAUAAUUCUGUGCUGCUGGCAAGAUAUCUCUACCUUCGAGGACUCAUUAAUUUAAUGCAAGGGAAACUCCUGAGAGCACUUUCAGAUUUUCAGAGUCUAUACAAAACGGACAUAAGUAUUUUUCCUGCUGAUCUCGUAAAUAGAAUGGUAGCAUCAAUGUCUUCUUCUGAGCGUUCCCAAGCUGACAGGCAACCUGAGCUCAAAAGACUCAUUAGUGAAAUAACAGAAAAACCAAGAGAAGCCACAAAGAUAGAUGACCACGUGAAAAACUUUGAAUUACCAAAGAAGCAUAUGCAUCUGGAUGAUUUUGUGAAGAGAAUACAGGAAUCAGGAAUUGUGAAAGAUAUCAAAAUUAUCCACCAGUUGUUUGAAGCAUUAACCGUAGGGCACCAGAAGCAAAUUGACCCUGAAACAUUCAGAGAUUUCUACAACUACUGGAAAGAGACAGAGACAGAGGCCCAAGAAGUCAAUCUUCCACCUGAGGUCAUUGAACACCUAGAUAAAAAUGAAUGUGUUUACAAACUUUCAAGUUCAGUCAAAACAAACCUCGGAGUGGGGAAAAUAGCCAUGACACAGAAGCGUUUGUUUCUCCUUACAGAAGGAAGACCUGGCUAUGUGGAAAUUUCCACCUUCAGAAAUAUAGAGGAAGUGAAAAGUACGACUGUAGCCUUUCUGGUUCUGAGGAUACCUACUCUAAAAAUUAAAACUAUUUCCAAAAAGGAGGUCUUUGAGGCUAAUCUUAAAACCGAAUGUGAUCUUUGGCACCUGAUGGUGAAGGAGAUGUGGGCUGGAAAGAAAAUGGCUGAUGAUUAUAAGGAUCCCCAAUAUAUUCAGCAAGCACUGACCAAUGUUUUGUUAAUGGAUGCUGUGGUUGGUGCACUUCAGUCAUCAAAUGCCAUUUAUGCUGCCUCCAAAUUAUCUUAUUUUGAUAAGAUGAAGACUGAAAUGCCUGUGUCAGUUCCAAAAACAACUUCAGAAACACUGAAGCAUAAAAUAAAUCCCUCCUUAGGAGAAACUUCCCCACAAGCUAUAGAUAUCUUAUUAUACACACCAGGACACCUUGAUCCAGCAGAAAAGAUUGAAGAUGCUCAUCCCAAACUGUGGUGUGCUCUAAGUGAAGGCAAAAUGAUUGUGUUUGAUGCAUCUUCAUGGACAAUCCAUCAGCAGUCCUUUAAAGUAGGCACUGCUAAGUUGAAUUGCAUGUUGAUGGCCGAGCAGAAUCAAGUUUGGAUCGGUUCUCAGGACUCCAUUAUUUACAUUAUUAACAUUCAUAGUAUGUCCUGUAACAAGCAACUCACUGAUCAUCGCUCUAGUGUCAUGGAUCUAAUCAUAGAAGAUGGAAAUGAGGAAUCUGGCAGCAGUGAAGUCUAUUCAUGCAGUUUGGAUGGAGUAGUCAUCGUUUGGAAUGUCAGCACUCUGAAAGUGAAUAGGAGAUUUUGCCUGCCAUGCCAAAAUCUAACUUCCAUUAAGUUUCAUAAUGGGCACCUUUGGUGCUGUACAGGCUAUAGCAUUAUGGUUGUGACAAAUGGAUUUCUUCGACAAGAACUGAAAAUUGAUGAGCUUUUUAAGGAAACAUAUGUUUCUUUCCUUUGUUUCCAGCUAGUUCCUGAGAAAGACCAGGUCUGGGCAGCAUGUGCUGGAUGCAGAGACAUAUAUGUCUGGAACAUAAAGGACUUCUCAAGGCCACCUCAUAAAAUUCAGCUUCAAGACUGUUCAGAGAUCAGCUGUAUGAUCAAAGUAAAAAACCAGAUCUGGGUUGGCAGCAAAGGACUGUCCCAAGGAAAAUGCAAAGGAAAAAUCUAUGUGAUUGAUGCUGAAAAGAAAACUGUGGAGAAGGAGCUGGUGGCCCAUGCUGACAUGGUGAAGGCUUUGUGUUCAGCAGAGGACCGAUAUGUACUGAGUGGUUCAGGCAAAGAGGAAGGAAAGAUUGCUAUUUGGAAAGUUGAAUAAUUUUUAGUAUUUUAAAAUGUGUUUCCCACAGACUUGUCACCAUGAUGGCCAGAAAAUAGGACCGUUGAAGGUCAUAUUAAAUAAAUGUAUAUUUUGGCUGUUAUCAUACAUUCAUCACUUUUUUUAAAAAAGCAGACAAACUCUUGGAAGUCCUUCAUUCCAACUCACUCAUUUUAUCAAAGUCUAGAAAAGAGAAAUUAUUUAUUUAAGGUCACAGAAAUGUGACUAAACUCUACCACGAUGUUUUAUAUUUCUGUUGCCAAGACAAUCACAGUCUUUAUCAGAUUAAGUUAUGUUCUGGUUCCUUAUUUGGAAUAGGAAGUAGGCUAAGACUUAACCAUAAAUAUGAAGGAAUGUCAACAUUAAGCAACCAAAUCUCACUUACCUAGAAUCCUCACAAUUAAAACAUUAGCUUCAAGAUUAUUUAAACAGUGAAUUCUUGGCUGUGUUUGAAAACUCCAGAAACAAUGGUGUUGUGAAAAAAUCCUUUCUUUUUUCUUUUUCUUUUUUUUUCUUUUUUUUUUUUUUUGUUGAGGCAUUUGGGGUUAAGGGACUUGCCCAGGGUCACACAGCCAGGCAGUGUUAAGUGUCUGAGUCCAGAUUUAAACUCAGGUCCUCCUGAUUCCAGGGCAGGUACUCUAUCCACUGCGCUAUCUAGCUGCCCCUGUGACCAAAUUCAAUAGAGAUUCCUGAGUGUUUGUGUGACACCAUUUUGCCUUGUCUGAUCCUUAGAUUCAUGGAUCCAUCUGCAUAGCCACAGAUCUGUGAUUAAAUGUUCCGUAUUUAUAUUUCAUUUUUCAUCUGGUUUUAUGAGCAGUCUUAUCUUCAUCAUUAAAACUUCCAUUUUUACCAUAUGUGAUCAAGCUUGUCUGCAGAGUAAUGACUGAUCUGGUGGGCUAUUUUGUCAUUCCACCUAUGGCCAGUGCCUGAAUUUUUUCUUAAUGACCUCAUAACUUAUGUAAUAAAGAAACUUUAAUAAAUAUUUUUAAGUAUCUCUCAUUGUUACUUGAAUAAUGAGAUUCUUAUGUAAGUGCUACCGCACUUAAAAAAAAAAAGCACCCACCACAAAAUAUGCUUUUAAAGUAUUAUAUAGUAUCUGGUUGGUUGUUAAUCUCACCUCCAAAGAAACUGCCUGUCAGGUAUACAGGGACAACUUCAGGGUUUUUUCUAUGCUUGCUUAUAUAUGUAUAUAGUGCUGCAUUAUUUAAAUUAGGAAAAAAGUUCUGGGGAGUUUAAUAUCAAUAUUUAAAAUGUUUAUGUUUCAGUAGUUCAAUUAUCUAUGUUUUCAUCAGUGUAAGUACUCUCUCUGUUCAUAUAAAUUGAAAUUCUUCUCUUCUUUAGUACACAGUUUCAUAAAUUGCUAUAAAAUCCCACCCUACCCCCCACCACCAAAAAAAAAAAAAUUAGCUACCUGCCAACUUUGGCUGGGCUAGAUCUUAAACUUCAAACAGCAUCAGCCAAAAGGUCCAUUUUCCCAGCUUGGUGUGGCAUUUUCUAGAGUUUGCCUUUUUCCGAUAUGAACUUCAAGUUCCCCUGACCCACCUCUACAACAAUCAGGAAGCAUUACAGGAAGACUUCCACGGAGAAUGAAAACAAUUUUAAAUAAUUUUUUUCUUGGGACUGCAUUUUCUUACUGGGAAAAAAAAAUGUCCAGGAUAAAGUCAAUGCAACAGAAACAAAUGCUUUUAUCAGUCCAUUGGAAGGAUCUAUUCUUUGGACAUAUACUAUGUGAAGCAUUAGAGACAACACAGCAUAUACAGUGAGCAUGUAUCUGUGACUUAACACCCCAGGUACUAUUUACUGUCCUAAUAAGGUAUCCCUUAUUCCAGGGUUCCUAAUGAAGCUCCUUUAUUUUUUUCAUGCGGUCUGGGGCUUUUUCUCCAUUAUGUCAAUCAUAAUGAAUGAAAAACUGAAAUCUUCAAUCCAGAGGCCAUUGUCUGGUCUCUUUGCUGUAAGUGUUAAGACAAAGUCAAUAAAUGACCCUUUUUUUUUUCUUCACUUGUACCUCCUUCCCCACAGAAUCCAAAAUUGAGUAUUCACAGACAUGAUCUUUAUAUACUGCCUGAUAUCAGUAAUUGAUUCCUCAAAAAAUAGAAUAUUAGGAGAUAAAAUGAGUGGAAUGCUAGACUUAAGAUCAAGAAAACAUGAAUUCAAAUCUUUCCUUAAACAUUUCCUAAGCAUGUGACCCAGGGCCAGUCACAACUCCUCUGAACUUUAAUUUCCUCAUCUAAAAAAAAAAGAAUAAUACCUCCCAGAAUUAUUGUGAAGAUCAAAUGAGAUAACAUGUAUAAAGUACUUUGAAAACCUUAAAAUGUUAUAUAAAUGUAUGUAUUGUUAUUAAUAUUAUCAUGAUAUAGGAACAUUAUUUGUCUCAUAGGGUCAGUGUGAAGAAUGAGUAAGAUAAUAUAUGGAAUGUGCUUUGUAAUUUAAGAGGCUAUAUAAUUUUGAACUCUUAUCAUUACUAAAGUUUUACAGGAACUUAGCUCCACAGAAACGCUAUUAGGAAUGGACUCAUUAGUAAAUCAGUUAAUAUUUAUUAAGCAUCUGCUAUGUGCCAAGGACUAUGCUAAAUGCUGGAUAUACAAAAAGAGGCAAAAUGUAGUCCUUAUCUUCAAGGUGCUUACAAUCUAAUGAGCAUUAUCUAAUAGCAUUCUGGUGUGAUUGUGGUAAAAUCUUGUCAUAAUUAUCAGUGAUAUUACUGCAGGAGGCCCUUGAUUACUGCAUAUUUAUAUGGACUCUGCCUGUAAAUUCAUCUGAAGGUUAAGGUUAUAAUGUGAUAAUCAGAAACUUAAAUGUGCUACCUGGAAUGCUAUGUCUGUGAAAGUGUAGAUUCCUUAUUUUAAAUCAUGGAUUCUAUGCACACACAAUAUAUUUUAGCUGAAUUACUAGCAUUUUGCAUAGUAUUGGAGAUUGCCUUCCUUUCUGGUGAUUCUACUUGAUCUUCAGAUGAAAAACAAUAAACGUAUUGUGUCCAAGGUUGUAAAUAGUUUUAUUUUGUUUGUUUGUUUUUUAAAGAUGACUGCUUUUGUAAAAAAAAAUUAUAACACAAAAUAGUUUAAACUAUUCAAUAUCAUGCUAAGUAUAUUUAUAUACUAAGCCCUCUCUAAUAAAGAGCAUUUUCAUUUUA
Molecule: messenger RNA, 7136 nt
Organism: Sarcophilus harrisii (Tasmanian devil)
Lineage: Eukaryota; Metazoa; Chordata; Mammalia; Dasyuromorphia; Dasyuridae
Gene: DENND3
Product: DENN domain containing 3
Exons: 23
Coding region: 125-4009 (1294 amino acids)
Biological process (GO): regulation of Rab protein signal transduction
Cellular component (GO): cytoplasmic vesicle
Molecular function (GO): protein binding
Source: RefSeq, a predicted model, not a curated record